AGGUUUUUCUAAGCAGCACAAAGACACUCACUGGUUGCCAUACUUGGACCUGAGUAAACUUCACAGGUGUCUGAAUCAAUCCAUACUCAACCAGACUGCUGCCAGAACUGUUAGGAGUGCAGGCCCAAAUGUACCUCAUUUGCAUGAAAUUUUCCUUUAUAAUUUUUUUAAACCCCGUUUUUAAAAUAAGGCAUACAGAGGUCAGCUGAGGAGAGUCCCCACAGCCACAGCUUGUUCCCAGACGUCUUUUCCCAGCCAGGCCACUCACAGGCCAGACCCUGGUGAGUGUGGCUUACCCUGUGGCCUGGGGUUGCUGGGCAGAUUUUGUCACUUAUUUCCCUAAGGAUGUUGCCCAUCCCCAUUCAGCUGACAGUUAGAGUAAGUACUCUGGUUUGCUCUGCGUUUCCCUGAACUAGUUAGUCCAAAUCCCUUGUCCUUGAGAUUACUUUUCCUUUCAGGGGACUAUAAUGAUCAGUUUUUCUUUCUUUUUUCUUUCUUUUUCUUUUUUGGUUGUUGUUUAUUUGAUUGAUUUGCUGUUGUUGUUGUGUUGUGGUGUGGGGGUGGGGGUGGGGCGGGGGUUGGACAGUCUCCUGUGUAGCAGCCCAAGCUGGUCUGAGACUUGACAUGCUCCUGCCUCAGUCUCUGAGUCCUAGGCUAGCGUUACAGGACUGGGCCAUCCGUUCCAGCUUCAAUUUUUAUUUCCAAUAUAAGAAACAAUUACCGCACAGAAAACAUAAAUACAUAAACAAAAACUGUACCUUUUGCCAGAUAUAGCUGAUACAGAUUAUUCAGUGGGCCCAUAGCACGUCUUUGUUCAUUCUGUUUUUGGGGGGAAAAUGGCUUUUUUUCUCUCAAUUUAUCAAACUGUCUCUGAUGCUGCCAAUCACGGGCCUUAAACCUCUGAUGAAUGGGCAUAUAAUGUAAACUGAUAGAUUAUAUCAGUACGUCUGUCUGGAUAUUUUACAGAAGGGAGGCUAUGUGAACCCAGGACAAGCGAGCAAACAAAGUCCUUCCCCGUAAUUUUCAAGAAGUUGAAAAACGGCUGAUGCUAUCGUUUGCCAGGAAACAGAUGAGGUGGCUAAGAGAGCCUUUUCAAGAGUGAAAGGAAAGGAGAAACAGAAGUGGGGACUUACGUCUGGAUGAUUUCAUUUGUACCUGUCUCUGGUUUGUUCACUUGAAACAGGUGACCUCUUUCAGUUUUAAGUUUGUUGGAAUAGGGUUUCGGUCCCUUGCAACUGAAAGGGGACUGAGCAGAGCCAGCCAGAGAGCUGAGCAAGCUAAAGAGCGCUUGCUGUGUGAGAGCCCGAUGACCUGAGUUCAAUGUCUGGAACCCAAGUACAGGUGGCAAGGGACAACUGACUCCACAGAGUUGCCCUCUGAACUCCACAUACAAGCCAUGGCGUAUGUGUCCACAUGCAGGCCUUAUACCCAUGUCUGUGCAUGCACAAGCACACAUAGAUGAAAACAUUAAAAACAAAUAAAUGGGAGUUGGGGAUUUAGCUCAGUGGUAGAGCGCUUGCCUAGCAAGCGAAAGGCCCUGGGUUCGGUCCCCAGCUCCGAAAACAAAAACAAAAACAAAAAAACAAAUAAAUGAAGCUGGGCAGUGGUGGUGCACACCUUUAGUCCCCGCACUUGUGAGGCAGAGGCAGGUGGGUCUCUGAGUUCCAGGUCAAUCUGCCAGACAGAGUGAGUUCCAGGACAGCUAGAGCUUCAUAAAGAAACCAUAUCUCAAAAUAAAUAAAUAAAAAUAAAUAAAUAAGUGAAAAGAUUGUAAAAUAGCUGAAGGUCCAUCAAUGGCAGUGGUUGACAUCUUUGGCUGCAUCCUCUCUAUUCAUGCACCUAUAUCUAUUCUACAGGCUUGGGAGGAAUGGGAGGUACCUGCCCCAAAAAGGAGCUAACUCCAUAUCUGCUAAUGGAAAGAAUAUGUCUUUUAAAACCAUCAACCUAAGGACCUCCUUCCUCCUUUUUUUGUUUCUCUUUUGGUCCAGGUCCUGUGCUCAAGAAAUCUUCCCACCUCAGUGGUCAAAGUCACUGGCACUGUAAAUACAUGGUGCUUACAAAUUUCACUGCUAAAAAAACCUGGACCAUGAAGGCUAGGAAUGCAGUUCAGUGGUAUAGUACUUGGUGAGAUGAAUCCCUUGGUUUGAACUGCAUCACCCAGACUGUGAUGGUUUGAAUGAGAAAUGUCCCCCCAUAGGCUCAGAGGUUAGAAUACUUAAUCCCCAGGGGUGGCACUGUUUAGGUAGGUUUAGAAGAUGAGGCCUUGCUGGAGGAAAUAUGUCCCCAGGGCCAUCUUUGAGGCUUCAAAGCCACUAGCAUUCCUAAAUCUUAUUUUGCUUUAUGCUUUUGAUUUAAGAUGUGAGCCCUCAGUUUCCUGUCUCUGUAACCAUGCCUCACCGUCACGAACUCUAACCCUCUGGAGUGUUAAGCCUACAUAAACUCUUCUAUAAGUUGCCUUAAACAUAGUGUUUUAUCACAGCAGAAGAGUAACAACACACACACACACACACACACACACACACCCCACUCCCACCAACAAACCUUUGACUUUGGGCAAUCAACUCUCCAGACUUCAGUUAAGAUGUUUAGCCCUGGGGUGGAGAGAUGGUUCAGUGGUUAAGAGCACUGACUGCUCUUCCAGAGGUCCUGGGUUCAAUUCCCAGCAACUGCAUCGUGGCUUACAACAUUCUAUAAUGGGAUACAAUGCCCUCUUCUGGUGUGUCUGAAGACAGUGACAGUGUACUACAUACAUGAAAUAAAUAAAUCUUUUUAAAGAAAAGUCCAACCCUCCUAGUUUGUUAGGGACUGAGCAGCUUCUGAGUCUUGAGGCAUGGGUGGUCAUUGCUAAAACAGGAGCUGUCUAUGGCAAACUAGGACAGUUCCUUAGCCAAGUUUAAGUCCCUAUCUAAUGAGAUCGGGCUGGACUGGCAGUGAAAUUCUGCCAAAAUCUAUUCAAACAGGAGUUAACAACUGACUUCAGAGCUGAUUCCAGUGACUUUAGGUAUCUUUUCACAAUCCUUUAGCAUCUGGCCAGCUGCUAGAUGUUGCAUUGCCAUUUUUGAACUAAACUUUUAACAAACUGCGAUUUUAAGGAUCAGGAUUUAUUGAGGGUCAGUUUUAGAUCAUGCUCUGUUGCAAAUCCAGAGUCAGACUUUCUUCUGCUCUGGCAAGUUCUCUAAAACUUGCAGAUCUUGGUUUUGUUGUUGUUGUUGUUGUUGUUGUUUUGUUUUGUUUUCUUUCCCGUAUUUGAUUGCACAUUUGGGUAAAAAUAUGGACUGGCAACGGGUUACAUAUAAUUAAGAUAGUUUUCCUUUAAAUGAUGUGCUAGAUCUACAUAAACACUCUCCUACUAACGCUCUGAAUUUAUGAGUGUGCUUUUUGGAAAUUACUAAUCUGAGACUUACUGGUCUGGUACUUGUCUAAACCUUGUCUGGGAACAGAACUACGCAGAAUCCUAAAGCCAACCUAGCCCCAACAGCCACCAACUUUCCACCAAGAUGCCUACUUCCACCUUUCAGUGUACAGUCCACAUCCCUCCCUAUCGGUGUGGAGUAUGCAAAGUCCUCAACGACUUAGGUUUCCUUAACUUCAAGUGGCCCAUCUGGGGUUAUUCUGCGUGGCUGGCUGGGGAACCAAGAAGUUCCAGAUCGCCCAUAAAGGGCAGAAAAAAGGUCUGCGGGGCCGUUCCUACUUGCUAAGGGAGGGGCGGAUCCCUUCUAGGCGGUUGUUCGCAGAGAAGCCCGAGAACAGGCUAGGGGAAGGAGAUUGUGCUGCGGAAGGAGCUGGGUUUCACUGCAACCAAGCCGCCCCGCAAGCUAGUGGGUGGCGCAUGCGCGGCGCGGGUCGUGGAGUUGUGAAUGGUGCGUCUUGUUUGCUAGAGUUUGAGGCGGGCGGGCGCGCGAGGAGGAGGAGGGGUGGGGCCGGCGCGGGGCGGGGGUGGGGGACGGGAGAGCGAGGGGGGCGGCGAGAGGAAGUGGCGGCUGCGGCCGGGGGAGGCUAGAGCUGUGUCUGCGCGGGCGGCAGGCAACGGCUGAGGCGGUGGUAGCGUGGGUUGGGCUCAAGCAGACGGCCGCACCUCAGACUCCCUGGAGCGGGAGCCCACGCGGGCGGGCUCCUGAAACAAAGAGAAGCGGGAAUCCGGACGCCGCGAGUGGGCGAUCAGCCCGUCAGCACUAGGGCCCGCCAGCGGGUGCCCGCGCUAGCUUGGAGCGCGGCCGGCCGGCGCGGCCUGAGGGCGGGAAGAUGCCGCGCGUCGUACCGGACCAGAGGAGCAAGUUCGAGAACGAGGAGUUCUUCAGGAAGCUGAGCCGCGAGUGUGAGAUUAAGUACACGGGCUUCAGGGACCGGCCCCACGAGGAGCGCCAGACACGCUUCCAGAACGCUUGCCGCGACGGCCGCUCGGAGAUCGCUUUUGUGGCUACAGGAACCAAUCUGUCUCUCCAGUUUUUUCCGGCCAGCUGGCAGGGAGAGCAACGACAAACACCUAGCCGGGAAUAUGUCGACUUAGAAAGAGAAGCAGGCAAGGUAUACUUGAAAGCCCCCAUGAUUCUGAAUGGAGUAUGUGUUAUAUGGAAGGGCUGGAUUGAUCUCCACAGAUUGGAUGGUAUGGGUUGCCUGGAGUUUGAUGAGGAGCGAGCCCAGCAGGAAGAUGCAUUAGCACAACAGGCCUUUGAAGAGGCUCGAAGAAGAACUCGAGAAUUUGAGGAUAGAGACAGGUCUCACCGGGAGGAAAUGGAGGCAAGAAGACAGCAAGACCCUAGUCCUGGUUCUAAUUUAGGUGGUGAUGAUCUCAAGCUUCGUUAAUAGGAGCACAGCACAUGUGCCCCCCAUCUCUACAUACACACUGCUUCUAGUUGGUAUAAAUAACUCAUUGUGCGACCAGAAACUGUGAUAACUGGAGGUACUACAGUAUAUUUCAUGACCUGAGGCAGAAAAGACACCAUUAGCUGCCAUGGUUUUGCACUAUAAUACCUGCAUUUCUGAUUUUUAAAACAUGUAGCCAGUAAUAAUUUGAAAUUUUUUUCUAUGCAAGCUUAUCUUGUUGGCAUUAUUUUAGUUGGGUUGAAAGUAUCUACUUUCUUCAUUUUAACUUAAAAGUUCAUGUCAUUUAGAAACAAGAUAAGAAAUUAAAAUUUAUAUCAGGGUUGCUUAAAAUUCUUUUGUACUUUCAGACUAGUUGGUUAUACAGCUUUUCUUCUUAGAUAAGGGUUCUUGGUUUUUGUUUGUUUUCUCUAUAUCAUUUUGUGUUUUUGUAUUCUGCACCAUUUUACAAAUUAAAAUGUGUUUUCUGGUUUUUUUUUUUUUUACAAGCUAAGAACCUAGAAUAGAGCUGUCUGCCGCAGCCUCCUAAAACAAAAGUUUACAAUUGUUAAAGCCACAGUAUCCUUUUAAUUGCUAAUAAUCAACCUUUCUUUCCCUUUUAAACAUAAAAAUUUAAAUUAGUAUUAAUUUUUGUCUCAGAUCUUGUUUCAAGUUAUAUUCUGUAAUCAUAAGUUAGGUAGAGAUAUUCUUCAUAGGUGAUAAUGUUCUACAGAAAUGCCCAAAGAAGUCACAGACUGGCUUCUGUUUUAUUCAGGGAUUUUUUUUUUUUAAUCAGUCAGAAAAAGGAUACUGGAACUUCUUGUAUGUAACAGCAUAUUAAACUGGAGGCAGUGAUAAAUCAGCUACAGAAGUAAGUAAAUUGUAUUAAAAUAAUGUUUAAGAUAGCUGCUUUCAUGUGUAUUUUGUAUUGCAUGCUUUUGUAGAAACAAAAUUGAUGAUGGAGAUUAGUCUUAGAAAAUAUUCAUCUGUGCAGAAGAUACAUUUUCUUCCAUUAAUUCUGGGCAAAACAUUCACAGUUAUAUAUGAUGGUAUUUUACAAAAGGACUAUUAAUAGUGCCUUUUGAGAUGAAUCAGUAUAACAAUAUUUUUAAAACAGGCUUAGUGUCAAAUUACAAUUUUUUUAACUAUAAAAACUGGAAAAAAGUGCUAAGUCAUUGGCACAUGCUUACAGAUACUUUUCGUGGUCAUAUUCAUUAAAUGUUACUACAUUUCUGAAUUUUUGCAAAAAUGUAUUUUAUCAUAAAAUGGCAUUAUUUUAGAGAAUUUUAAAAACUGACAUGGUCAAUUCAGAAAAGUCUGAAUAAGGUCAUUGCAUUUAAAAAGCAUAUAAAGAUACUUGAUUGUGGAGGUGUGACUCAUUGUAUAUAGGUCUUAUAAUUCAUAAACAAGUACCCUGUAUCUCAAAAUAAAGAUAUUUGUUAUAUAUUUGAAGUCGUGCAUGAUAAGCAUUGUGUUUGAAUUAUUAUAAACAAUGUGUUACAAAAGACCAUGCUGACCUUGUAUUGUUACCAAGCACUAUGAAUGGAUUUGGUUGGUAUUUGGUGUGCGGUUCACAUGUUUACACUCUGUGCCGUAAUUCCUUUGGGGAAUUACCUUUUUAAAGUGAUCCUUCAUUUUUUAAAAUAACAUGUUGAUGGUACAUUUUCUCUGUUGCUUCUGGCCAAGAGCUUUCAGUCCAGCAGUAAAAAGAUCACAUGGUACUCCUGUUGUUGCCAUCCCUCUGUAAAUAGUGAAUGUUUCUUACUAGUUCUGCACUGCUUCUGUCUGUCUUAAUGCUGGCGUUAAGAUCAUAUACUCCUUUUCUCCGGUAGUGCAGGUUUUGAAAAUUACUUUUAAGUUAUUGAUGCAAUUUCAUGUUUUUUCAUAAUCUAUAUUUAAGAUGACAUCAUUGCAUCAUUUUUUUCUAAAUUCAUCUCCAUUAAAACUUGCCUUAAGCUACCAGAUUGCUUUGCUAUUAGCUUUACUGUACAUCUGUAUGUUUUAUUUACUUUCACAUUAAAAUUCUGUGUAGUGAAAA
This is a messenger RNA of Rattus norvegicus (Norway rat), 6838 nucleotides long. RefSeq names its product core-binding factor subunit beta (gene Cbfb). Gene Ontology annotation, cellular component: nucleus. Lineage: Eukaryota; Metazoa; Chordata; Mammalia; Rodentia; Muridae. Gene Ontology annotation, molecular function: transcription coactivator activity. Gene Ontology annotation, biological process: regulation of DNA-templated transcription. The record is from RefSeq and is a predicted model, not a curated record.